ACAUCAUGGUGGAGGAGUUUGUGGAGCACGGGCCCCUGGACGUGCUGCUGCGCAAGGAGAAGGGCAGGAUCUCGGUGGGGUGGAAAAUCACCGUGGCCAAACAGCUGGGCAGUGCCUUGAGCUACCUGGAGGAUAAGAACCUGGUGCACGGGAACGUGUGUGCCAAGAACAUCCUGCUGGCCAGGAAGGGGCUGGAGGAUGGAUCUGUGCCCUUUGUGAAGCUCAGCGACCCCGGGGUCAGCUUCACCGUGCUCUCCCGGGAAGAGCGCGUGGAUAGGAUUCCCUGGAUCGCCCCGGAAUGCAUCCGGGAUGUGGGGAACCUCAGCACGGCGUCGGACAAGUGGAGUUUUGGGACAACGCUCCUGGAAAUCUGCUUCGAUGCCGACGUCCCGCUGAAGGAGCGCACUCCCUCCGAGAAAGAGCGUUUCUACGAGAAGAGGCACCGGCUGCCGGAGCCUUCGUGCCGGGAAUUGGCCUCGCUGAUCUCCCGGUGCCUCAACUACACCGCGGUGGAGCGGCCGUCCUUCCGCACCGUGCUGAGGGAGCUGACCCGGCUGCAGCCGCACCAUCUCGUGGACGUCACGUCGGUGAAUCCCGAUUUCCCGGUGUCGGAUCCCACCGUCUUCCAGAAGCGGUACCUGAAGAAAAUCCGGGAGCUGGGCGAGGGCCACUUUGGGAAGGUGAGCCUGUGCUGCUACGACCCCACCAACGACGGCACCGGGGAGAUGGUGGCGGUGAAAUCCCUGAAAUCUGGGAGCAGCCCCCAGCUCCUGAGCUCCUGGAAGAGGGAAAUCCAGAUCCUCAAGACCCUGUACCACGAGAACAUCGUCAAGUACAAGGGCUGCUGCAGCGAGCAGGGGGACAAGGUGGUGCAGCUGAUCAUGGAGUACGUCCCGCUGGGGAGCCUCCGGGAAUUCCUGCCCAAGCACCCCCUGAGCCUGUCCCACCUCCUGCUCUUCGCCCAGCAGAUCUGCGAGGGCAUGGCCUACCUGCACUCCCUGCACUACAUCCACCGGGACCUGGCAGCCAGGAACGUGCUGCUGGAGAACGAGCACGUGGUGAAAAUCGGGGAUUUUGGGCUGGCCAAGGCUGUCCCCGAGGGCCACGAGUACUACAGGGUGCGGGAGGACGGCGACAGCCCCGUGUUCUGGUACGCCCCGGAGUGCCUCAAGGAGUGUAAAUUCUACUAUGCCUCGGAUGUUUGGUCCUUUGGGGUGACCCUCUACGAGCUCCUGACGCGCUGCGACCCCGGGAGCAGCCCCCCGGCCAAAUUCCUGGAGAUGAUCGGGGCCACGCAGGGGCAGAUGACAGUGCUGAGGCUGAUCGAGCUCCUGGAGAGGGGGAAGAGGCUCCCCAUGCCCAGGGAUUGUCCCUGCGAGGUUUACCGGCUGAUGAAGAACUGCUGGGAGGCCGAGGCCUCGUUCCGCCCGGCCUUCCCCAACCUCGUGCCCGUCCUGAGGAGUUUCCAGGAGAAAUACCGGGCUCAGGCCCCCUCUGUCUUCAACCUCUGCUGAGGGGGGACCCCAAAAUACCCUGGGACUGGGGGGAAAACACCCCCAAAAAAAUCCUAUGGGAUAGGGGUGGGGGAACCCCAGAAAAUCCAAUGGGGAUUGGACUGGGGGGAGAAAUCCCAUAAAAAUCCCAUAGAAUGGCUGGGAAAAAUCCCAAAAAAUC
Zonotrichia albicollis (white-throated sparrow) is the source of this 1674-nucleotide messenger RNA. Lineage: Eukaryota; Metazoa; Chordata; Aves; Passeriformes; Passerellidae. The record is from RefSeq and is a predicted model, not a curated record.